This is a messenger RNA of Dromaius novaehollandiae (emu), 2868 nucleotides long. RefSeq names its product N-acetylneuraminate synthase (gene NANS). The transcript is spliced from 6 exons. Gene Ontology annotation, biological process: carbohydrate biosynthetic process. The record is from RefSeq and is a predicted model, not a curated record. Gene Ontology annotation, molecular function: N-acylneuraminate-9-phosphate synthase activity. NCBI's taxonomy places the organism in Eukaryota, Metazoa, Chordata, Aves, Casuariiformes, Dromaiidae. Bases 93 to 1172 code for a protein of 359 amino acids.
CCAGGCGCUCGCAUUGGCCGCGCUUGCAGACCCACGGGGAGGCGGGUGGUGCACCGCGGGCGCAGUCGGUCGUGUUUCGUGGCGCCGCCAUCAUGUCGCGGGAGUUCGAGCUGUGCCCCGGGCGGCGGGUGGGCGGCGACCAGCCCUGCUUCAUCAUCGCCGAGAUCGGGCAGAACCACCAGGGCGACCUCGACAUCGCCAAGCGCAUGAUCCGCAUGGCCAAGGAUUGUGGAGCAGACUGUGCUAAGUUCCAGAAGAGUGAACUGGAGUACAAAUUCAACAAGAAAGCCUUAGAGAGGCCGUAUACCUCUAAACACUCAUGGGGAAAGACCUACGGGGAGCACAAACGCCACUUGGAGUUUAGUCAUGACCAGUAUAGGGAGCUAAAGAAAUAUGCACAGGAGGUCGGCAUUUUCUUUACAGCUUCUGGCAUGGAUGAGAUGGCUGUGGAAUUUCUACAUGAAUUGGAUGUUCCAUUUUUCAAAGUAGGGUCAGGAGAUACAAAUAAUUUUCCAUAUUUGGAAAAGACCGCAAAGAAAGGUCGCCCAAUGGUGAUUUCCAGUGGGAUGCAGUCAAUGAACACAAUGCAUCAGGUUUAUCAGAUUGUGAAGCCCAUCAAUCCACACUUCUGCUUCCUACAGUGCACCAGUGCAUACCCGCUUCAGCCGGAGGAUGUCAAUCUUCGUGUUAUAACGGCAUAUCAGUCAGCUUUUCCUGAUAUCCCCAUUGGCUAUUCGGGACAUGAAACUGGCAUAGCCAUUUCAGUGGCAGCUGUUGCUAUGGGUGCUAAAGUAGUUGAACGCCAUGUGACUCUGGACAAAACAUGGAAAGGAAGUGACCACCAAGCAUCCCUGGAGCCAAAUGAACUUGCGGAGUUGGUGAAAGCCAUCCGUACUGUGGAAAAGGCAAUGGGUUCUCCAGUCAAGCAGCUCUUGCCCUGUGAAAUGGCUUGUAAUGAAAAGCUGGGAAAGUCUGUUGUGGCAAAAGUGACAAUUCCUGAAGGUACAGUACUGACACUUGACAUGCUGACAGUGAAGGUGGGAGAGCCUAAGGGAUUUCCCCCAGAAGCUAUCUUUGAUCUGGUGGGCCGGAAGGUUAAAAUGAAUAUUGAAGAAGAUGAAACCAUCACGGAACAAGCAAUGGAAAAUCAUGUAAAAAAAGUGAAGUACUAAACCAAAGCAUUCUGAUGUCUGUUUUGACGAUGUAGUAUUGUACUACUACACUGCCUAUUUAGGUAUUGCAGCAUGGUAGAUUAGAAGAAAGGGAAAAUCAUGAGAAUUGAAAUAGACUAGAAUGUUCAGGUUCUUGUUAGCAGGAAGUGUUUGCAGCAGAUGGAUUUAAAUUAUGAAGGGCAGUUUUUUUGGAAACUGUACAGCAUGAGAUUCAGAAAAUGCCAUGCUCUUCCUUUUCCAUUCCACUUGAACUAGUUUAAUUUGGAGGUUUGCCUAAUCUGAGACCAAGGUCUGCUACUUUCCAGCUUCCCUUUUCUGGUAAGGUUAUGCUAAAUGAUUAUGAUUUGUCUACACUUUGAACUGUUCUAACACUGUAUCUUUUGGUGACCCACUCUCCUGCCAUUUCUCUCACCCCUCUAAUAACAGACAGCUAGUUGGUGUUGAAUGCAGAUAAGUGAAAGGUUAUAUAAACUGAAGAGAGAACUUCACCCGUGCAACCAAGUGGAUUUCUCAGUUGGCUAAAAAGUCUCGAGAACUGGGUUGGAACCAGCUUGUGGUGUGGAGGUGGACAAAUGGGAAGUGAGACUGUAUAGAGAAAGGGAGAUAUAUAUUCCUGUAAUGCUCUCUGGGAAAACUUAGCCUCCUUGAGAAAACUAAAUCCACAUGUGGCCAUACCAUCUUAAGAGAUGGCACCAAAAUAGGCAGUAAAUUAGAUACAUAGGAAGCUCCUAUAUAAGGGGUAAGAGAAAUGGACUUUUUGUCCUUUUUCUGAAUUGAAAGGCAAAAGAGGCAGCCAGCCAGAUUAAGUAAAAAAUGCAUCUGAGAUGGAUCAGUGGAAAUAAAUUUAAUCUGUGCUUCAAUAUUUAAAAAAAAAAAAAAAAGCCCAUGGUACCCACUGCGAGCUGACUGAAGCCUGGAACCUUAAUGAAUUCUGCAGUAGCUUAGGGCACCUGUAUUUGUAUUGCCAGCUUGUUUACUGAAGUUAGCAGAUUUCAGAUAGGAAGAUAAAUUCUGAUCAGGAUUUAGCAGCAUCCUUUCUGGACCAUCAAGUGAAAACACUGAGUUGGUUGUGUGGGUUUUUUUGGUUUUUUUUUUAGCACUGCUCUUUGAAACAGCCGAGGCUGGCUACUCAACUAGAUGUCAUCAUUACACUUCAUCAUUGUGUGUGGUGAUCUGUGGUCCUCUGUGUCCUCUGCUUUUGCAUCACAGGUUCUUGCCUUUCAAGUAGGAAAUACAGUCCCACUCCUCAUCAGCCUGCUGCUCUUCUUGUUGUCCAUGAGGGAUCCAGAUGGCAGCAGCUGCAAACUGUGCAUCCCUCAGGCUGGUUAACACAGAACGACUUUGCUGUAAUGAAUCUCCAUUUGUCUGUGUCAGAAUCAUUUUACUGGUGAUGGUUAUUUGGAACUUGCUGCCUCUUGGUCAUGACUUAGUAUCUUGAACAUGGCAGUGGUGUUUUUAAAUUGUGGGCUACUUACUGUUUCUUUCAAAAUAUUUACCCUUCUGCAAUUCUGAGGAAACUAGUCCUACCUUUGAUGUGGGAAGAAGAAAUUCUUUAAGUGAAUUUUGUGCUUGUGACAGUCUGUAAGCUUUGAUUGAUGCAAUAUACUUGCCUUAUAUUAAGAAACUACUCAGCUGAUUAAGAGUUUUUUUUUUUUUUAUUGCAAACUUAUGAAAAUAAAGGAAGCUUAUAAAAGAA